AGUUUGUUCAAAUGCUUAAGAAGAGAACAAGAACACAACAGAAAAGAAAGGGAUAAAAGAAUUAAAACCAAAAAAAAAAGCCCAUUCUGCAGUUUGCCAGAUAUCUGAAAAGGAAAAAAGUUUCUGGAGUUCUGCAUUUUGAGACUCUGAUUCCCUUUUUAAGGGAUCAGAGGAUCAAUCAUCAAUCAUCAAUCAUCAAUCUCCUACCACUUGCCCAAGAGUUCUCUUCUUUUGCAUAUUAUUCUACAUUUUUUAUCUUAUCUGGGCUUUUUGUGUUUGAACUGGUGGUGGUAGGAGAACAAUCUUGGAACAUUUUUCCUAAAUGGGCUUUUGAAUAACACGGAUAAAACUUAAUAUAAAGAUUGGGUUUUUUUUUUCUUCUUCUGUUUCUUUUCUGUGAAUCUUGGGAAAAGGGGAAUGGCAGAAAUUGAAAGCAAGAUGACUGGAUGGCUUUAUCUUAUGCGCCAUAAUCGAUUUGGGCUACAGUAUUCACGUAAAAGGUAUUUCACUCUUGAAGACAACUGCCUCAAGAGCUUCAAAUCAAUCCCCGCUUCCGAGACAGAGGAGCCUGUUAGAAGUGCAAUAAUAGACUCCUGCAUUCGCGUCGUGGACAAUGGAAGAGAGACCCAUCACAGAAAAUUAUUUUUCACUUUCACCCUUUACAAUACUUCUAACCAUAAUGAUCGGCUGAAGCUCGGGGUGACAAGUUCAGAAGAAGCUGCUAGGUGGAUCCAUGCUUUACAGGAUACGGCACUUAAUCCUGGAAAAGAUUUCAUGUCUGAUUCUGUAAGAAAAUGGCAGCCUUUCAGCAUGAGUGUUAAGAGAAGAUCGUCAAACAAAAGGUCGGAUGUCAACUUGACUGCUGCAUCUUCUCUGCAUGUGAAUGCAAUGACAUCUGAUGUAAUAGCACCUUCACCAUGGAAAAUAUUUGGCUGUAAAGAUGGAUUACGUCUCUUCAAAGAAGCAAAAGACAGAGAUUCCAAUGGGAGGCAUUGGGACGAUCACCCAGCCAUAAUGGCAGUUGGCACCAUUGAUGCAUCUUCAGAAGCUGUUUUCCGUACCCUUAUGUCUCUUGGUACCUCAAGAACAGAGUGGGAUUUCUGUUUCUACAGGGGCAGUGUGGUUGAGAACCUUGACGGUCAUACGGAUAUAAUUCACAUUCAACUAUACAACCAUUGGCUGCCAUGGGCAAUGAAACGAAGAGACUUACUGCUGAGACGUUAUUGGAGAAGAGAAGAAGACGGCACAUAUGUGAUUCUCUACCACUCCGUGGUCCACAGAAAGUGUCCACCUCAAGACGGAUACAUCCGCGCUUGCCUUAAAAGUGGCGGAUAUCUGAUUACUCCUAUGCAGCAAGGUAAAGAAUGUGUCAUAAAACACAUGCUUGCCGUUGAUUGGAAGGUCUGGAGAUCAUAUCUUAAGAAAGAAUCCGCAAGAUCUAUUACCAUCCGUAUGCUCGGGAAAGUUGCAGCCUUGAGAGAGUUGUUCAAAGCAAAUGCAGGAAAUACUAGUCCUGAAUAUAUAACAGGAGAGCGGAAAAUAGAUAUGGCGCGUAAUCAUGAGAGUGGAAAGCAGGAGAUCAAUAGGAUACACAAUGAACCAGAAGAUGAGGUAAUGAGACUGCAAACAGUGAGUUCCAGUCUCACGGCCCUAAGUGAUGCAGCCGACGAAUUUUUCGACGUUCCUGAACCUUCAGAUGAUGAGGCAUUAGAGAAUGGGUGGACUUCGGAAAUGAGUCCAGAAAUAUCUUAUCUGGAUAAUUACCAGCCAAAAUUGUCGUCUGCUGCCAACUUUGUGAAGAAAUUGCAUGAUCUUGCAGUCCCGAAAAAGGGUUACACAGACUUGCAAGAUAUAUCUCGGGAAGAAGCUGUGUCGCCUUGCUAUGGUUGCACACUUCCGAAGGAUUCCAGUUUUAACAUGCCCUGCAGCUGGGCGACGGCUGAUCCUUCGUCGUUCCUUAUCCGUGGCCCUAAUUAUCUAGUAGACAAUCAAAAGGUCAAGGCAAAGGGCACUUUGUUGCAAAUGGUUGGUGCGGAUUGGCUAAGAUCUGAAAAGCGUGAAGACGAUAUUGCUGGCCGAUAUGGAAGCAUCGUCCAGAAAUAUGCGGCUUGCGGAGGAUCAGAGUUCUUUUUUGUCAUUAACAUACAGGUUCCGGGCACGUCCACAUACCACUUGGCUCUCUACUAUAUGCUAAAAUCUCCUUUAGAAGAGACGCCUCUGCUCGAGCGCUUUGUCAAUGGAGAUGAUGCUUUUAGGAAUUCUAGGUUCAAGCUCAUACCGUACAUUUCAAAGGGAUCUUGGAUAGUAAAGCAGAGUGUUGGGAAAAAAUCUUGUUUGAUAGGUCAAGCACUUGAAGUCAAUUAUUUCCGAGGGAAGAACUACUUGGAGCUCGAUAUCGAUGUUGGCUCAUCAACUGUGGCAAGGGGUGUAGUCAGCCUCGUCCUUGGAUACCUCAACAACCUCGUCAUAGAAAUGGCGUUCAUGAUACAGGGCAACACUGCGGAUGAGCUGCCAGAAUUCUUGCUCGGAACGUGUCGUCUUAACAACCUAGACGUGUUGAAGUCUGUUUGUACUGACUCGAUGCGUAUGAGCUAGACAAAAGUACUAGAAAGAUCAGAUAAGUUUGAGGAUGAAAUGAAGAGGAUGGAAUAACAGGAAACCUUAAACUGAUUCAUGAAUAGUGAUUCUUUUUCUGUCCUACCUUUUUGAGGAUAUAUAUAUAUAUGUAUAUAUGUAUAACAUACAUGUAUGUAUAUAGUUUUGAUCUACUCUUGAGAGUGAGAGUGAGAGUGAGAGUGGAGGAUAGAAGAGCUCUAAUUUUUUGGGAAGAUGAAGUUUAUAUUUUUCUUAUCAUUAUUAUUCUUUUUAUUCAUUCUUUGUAAUGUGUAGUUAGUCACUAUUGAAUCUUGUUGUAACACCAGUUUUAGUGCAAGAGGAAUCAUUUAUAUAAGUUUAUUAA
This is a messenger RNA of Sesamum indicum (sesame), 2959 nucleotides long. RefSeq names its product protein ENHANCED DISEASE RESISTANCE 2. NCBI's taxonomy places the organism in Eukaryota, Viridiplantae, Streptophyta, Magnoliopsida, Lamiales, Pedaliaceae. Gene Ontology annotation, molecular function: lipid binding. The record is from RefSeq and is a predicted model, not a curated record.